Molecule: messenger RNA, 3120 nt
Organism: Amaranthus tricolor (Joseph's coat)
Lineage: Eukaryota; Viridiplantae; Streptophyta; Magnoliopsida; Caryophyllales; Amaranthaceae
Exons: 8
Coding region: 462-1232 (256 amino acids)
Source: RefSeq, a predicted model, not a curated record
UUAAUUUAUUUGUUCAUACUACAAUAUUUGUCAUUUUAGAAAAGCAUAUUUAACCUUUAAAAUUAAAUCCUAUUUCAGCUAAAAUAAACAGUACAUUUUCGUCUAUCCGAUGGUAAAAAGAUUCUUAAAAUCUGAAUUCCGAAAGACAGCAAUCUGCUAUGCUAUCAAGUGUGACUGUGUGAGGCGGUGGAGCCUUAUUCGGUUGCGACGUUCCUCGCUUUCCAUUUAUGCGCCAUUUUUUAUUGCCUCCUCUUUCUCUCUCUUCUUCCUCUGAGUCUCAGACUACUUAAUUACUGGGUUCCUCUCUCAAUCUUGCUGCUCACCGCCAUGAAUGAGUAUUACUACCUCCACUCUUAUUUAAUACUCCAUAUUACUAUGGCAACAAAAUCUGAUGUUGGUGAUGCACGUAUGACAUUACAUGCAUAUGAGAUGGGUAUUGAACGGAGAGAAGGAGACCAAAAAUGAUAAAUAAGGUUAAGGAAGGAGAACGGUGCAUUGCUGAUUUUCCUUAUGGAGGUUUUAGACAUAAAUGGACUCAACCUAAAGAAGAUGAUUCCCCUGCUUUAUAUGUUGAUGCAAACUUUGAUAAAACAUUCAGAAUUGAUGAUAUUUCUUCAGUAUUUCAUUAUGAGCUCAUUAUUAAAAAUGGUGGGUUGAAUUCUGAUGUGACAGGAAAAGGGAACGGCGAAAUAAGAUGCAGUGAACUUGAUUCAGAUGAAGAAUAUGAACCUGUAUCUUCUGGCUUCAACAUCAGAAAAUCAAUGAAAAGGAGUGACCGGAGGAAGAACACCAAGCCCUGGACAUUGGAUGAAGUGGCAGCAUUGAUUAAUGGUAUGUCACAAUUUGGUACAGGACAAUGGACUAGUGUAAAGAGAGCCUUCUUCUCAUCUUCAAGUCGUACAGCUACUGAUAUCAGUGAUAAGUGGCGCAACCUUGUGAAGAAAAACAUUCAGAUUUCAAAGGCAGGAAAGGAUGAUCAGCAUCAAUGGAAUGGCUCACAACCGUUUCCAAAAACACUGAUGUGUUAUGAGUCCAGCCCAUUUAUUCAAUACUUGUAUUGCUUUGGCAAAGAAAAAAAAAAAACAGAAAAAGGCACAAAAACAAAAAGGAAGGAAAAAAGAGGGUUUUGUGAUUUUCGUUUCAGCCAGCACCAGCUUGAUCAAGUGGUCGAUCGGAGGAGUUCCCGUGGUCCGAUUUUGCUGAAAUUUGGUGAGCUUGUUCUUGACAUCUAGAGCUUCGUUUUGACUGGUUUUGAUCGUCGUUUGGAGCUCCAGUUUGGUCGGGAUUGCUGUCAGAACAGACCUGACGUUUUUGGUGCUAUUCUUCACCUUUUACUCUAUUUUGAUCUCUUAUUGUUCUUGGCUAUUGUUGGUGGGUGUAUGAACCUUUUUAGACUGAUUUAGGGUUCUUUUUCCCUCAAUUAUCAGUAAGAGAAAUAAGGGUGGACUCCUCAAAAGGUCUCGUGGUUUUUAUCCUUCACAUCGAAGGGGUUUUCCACGUAUAAUUUGUGUGUGUUGAUUGUGAUUUAUUUCUCGCUUAUUAUUGAUUAUUUUUACUGUCAUAUUGCUGUCCACAAUUUGGUAUUAUUGGUUGAUUAAUAUUGGUGAAUUGAUAGGGUUGAUUUGUUAGAGUUAUUGGUUGAUUGUCUUGUGAGUGACAUUGUGGGUGUCGUUGUGACCCCCUUCCGAUCACUACAACUGUCAGAGGAGUGGCUCACAACCGUUUCCAAAAACACUGAUGGACCGCGUGACGGAAAUUGUCAAAGAUCCUCCUGUUCGGAAGUCUACAUGUAAUAGAGGCCAACGACUUUCAGGCUCAAGAUGAAUGAUAAAGUAUGCCCCCUUCUUUAGCCGGGUUAAACUGAUGUGUUCAUCUCUAUUAGAAAGCAGAUUUGUUGAGUAGCUACAUAGGCAGGAAGUAAUCUCUAAUUGUUGAGAUGAUAAUUUUUUCUUCACCAGAGGCUUAGCUUUUUAACGUGACAGCGAAAAGGAUAAUCAUAUAUAGCAUUGUAAAGGUCCUUCAGUCAAGCAACUCAUCGCCUAAGAGAGGUUAUGUAAAUACCUUCGACAUCAGGGAUCCAGCCGCAUGAUAUGACCGAUGCCAUAUUUUGUCAUUUAAACCUGUAAAGCCUGUUGGGACCGAGGUCCUUUGAAUUUUGAGCCUUGUACUUAAAUGUUCAACUUUUUGGUGUAAUUUUAGAUGGUAACCAUUCUUAUAGUGUAGUUAAUGCACAAGUGAACACUGUUCUCUUACAGACUGUUGACACUCAAGCCUCAAGGUGAGUUGCUUUACGUUUUUGUUUUUUUGCUCUUGAAACACUUGUUAUGAUUCUCAAAUUUGGGCUACUCGUGAUAGGUGCUCAUUUCAUUCUCGAUUUAAAGGACUGGCUUUUGGCUUACAUUUUUCCGGGGCCUGGAUUCCAGCUUCGAUAUGUUUACAUAUGUAUUUCUUUGACAAGGUGAAAAUAUAUAAAUAAAAUCAACGAAGUAAAAUUGUUGAAAAAGGGGUGAAAAUAUAUAAGCUUAAAUUAAUCAUUAUUAUUAUUAUUUUUUUUUCCAUAAAAGGACCCUUGAACAUUUGUUUACAUUAUAGGGAUGGCGAUGGGUCGGACUCGACUUAGAUUAUACACACUCCGACUUUGUGUUGAAUAAUAGUCUGACUUUUUUUCAGUUCACCUUCACUCGGAAUCGGAUUAUGCAAACUCUAAGUUUGCCCCAACUUGGACUCUCGGGCUUCCAACGGAGUUAGAUGCGGAGUCGGUUUUUUAUCAAACUUUAUCGUUGUGAUAUUGUACUAAUGAUUUUAAAGCAUACAAAAUUAACAAAAUAUAUAUUUCAAAUACAAUUUGACAAAAAAAAUAUAUACUUUAAAUUUAAGUUUAACAAGAAAAAUAGUCCUACUACUACAAGUUAACAAAAUUUUAUCGCAUAGCGUAUUUUAUUUCUCUUGAUCUGAUUUGUCGUAUUUUGAUUGAUUAAUCUAAAUAAAAAUACCAAGUAGUUUUUCAAAAUCGAAAAUUAUAAUUAGUAUGAGAGAGAGCUUGAAUUAGUCACGUCUAGAGUUUUAAAGGAAACAAAAUAUUAAAGUAAAAGUCAAAUUUCCUUCAGGGUCAGAAUUGGG